Molecule: messenger RNA, 987 nt
Organism: Sclerotinia borealis F-4128
Lineage: Eukaryota; Fungi; Ascomycota; Leotiomycetes; Helotiales; Sclerotiniaceae
Source: the annotation of a GenBank genome assembly
AUGGAGCAAAUAAAAGCUCUGAAUGCUUUGGAGCCCUUCCUAGCUCUCACUAAAUCUGCAACCUCACCCAGCGCCGCCAUCGAUCUCAUCACUCGCGCGACCGCAGCACCAGGAACCUACAUAUUCACCGAACUUCUCCUCACUCCCCAAAUUCAAGCCCUCUCCAACGCCACGUCAGAGCAAGCAGCCUAUCUUUCCCUCCUCAAAAUCUUCAGCUAUGGCACUUUCACCGACUACACCAGCGACCCCUCUCUUCCCACCCUCUCCCCAGCCCAAACCCUCAAACUCCGCCAACUGUCCUUCCUCACCCUAGCCAAAAAUCCCUCCGAUCUUACAUACCCCAAGCUGCAAUCCGCCCUCUCCCUCUCCACGACUCGCGAUCUCGAGGACCUCGUCAUCAGUGCCAUAUACGCCGGCCUCAUAAACUGUACUUUGGACCCCUACAACCAAACCGUACUCGUAUCCUCCGUCUCGCCCCUCCGCGAUCUUCCCCCCUCUACAAUCCCAUCCAUGCUCUCGACGCUCUCCGCUUGGUCCGCCCGCUGCACCAGUACCCUCUCCUCCCUCGAAUCGCAAAUUGCCUCUAUCAAAGCCGAAGCCCAACGCCGUCACCGAGACGAACAAGACUGGAACACCCACGUCGAAUCCCUUCUCGUAACCCGACCUCAUGCCGAAAACCUUCCUGCAUUGACUGGCCCUGGAGCGAGUGGCCCUGCAUCGACUGGCAUCAUGGGAACUUUACACAGUUUUACGGGCAGAAUGACGAGAUCAUCUGGAAAACGCAAUGCAGGUGUUUCGUUGGAGGAUUUGGAUGGUGAUAAGGAAAUGGAUGAUGUGGACACGAUGGGUGGUCAGCAGAUCAAGGAUACGCGAAGUGCGAAGAAGAGGGGCUUUGGUGGACUGGGAUUUGGGAACCCAGCAGACCUUGGCUCACUAGACCAUAGCACAGAUGCCAUUGGAAAUAUCGGCAUGGAUAUCAACCAAUGA